AUGGAACCUCCACCACGACGCCUUUUACCAGAGCGAUGCGUCAUCAUAUCUGCCUUUAUUGCCAGCGGGAAAACGUGGCUCACUCUAAAUUCAAAACGCCUCGAUCUAUCCGGAUUUAACAUCUUGGAUCUGGAUUCCUCAGUGAUACCCAAAGAGAAUGGGCAGCGCGCAAGCAACUUUAAAGAGCUGUACAUGGCAAAAGUGAGGGGGUCAAUAGCGCCAAACACAAUCAUCUUGAUAUCAACGCAUGAGGAAAUACGAUCGGCUCUGGCUGAAGAAGGACUCCCUUUUGCACUGGUUUAUCCGCUUCGCGACUUGAAGGAGGAGUGGAUAAAGCGUUUGGAAUUGAGAAAAUCUCCUCCAGGUCUAAUCAACAUUGUUCAAAAGGACUGGUCAAUGAUGCUGGGCGAAUGCGAGGAACAAGGCGGCUGCUCACAUUUUAUGCUGGAAAAGGGACAAUAUUUGUCGUACAAGAUUGGAGAUAUUAUUGAACGGAUGAUUCCCAGAUAA
Molecule: messenger RNA, 510 nt
Organism: Trichoderma atroviride IMI 206040
Lineage: Eukaryota; Fungi; Ascomycota; Sordariomycetes; Hypocreales; Hypocreaceae
Source: RefSeq, a predicted model, not a curated record